This is a messenger RNA of Cynocephalus volans (Philippine flying lemur), 15612 nucleotides long. It is a transcript of the gene USH2A, whose product is annotated as usherin. The coding region runs from base 1 to 15612 and encodes 5203 amino acids. The record is from RefSeq and is a predicted model, not a curated record. The transcript has 71 exons. Gene Ontology annotation, molecular function: protein binding. NCBI's taxonomy places the organism in Eukaryota, Metazoa, Chordata, Mammalia, Dermoptera, Cynocephalidae.
AUGAAUUGCCUGGCUUUUUCAUUGGGCUUCGGCCUCUUGUUUCAGGUCAUGGAAAUAUUGAUCUUUGCCUAUUUUGCUUCUAUAUCAUUGGCUGACUCACGGGGUCUUUUCCCAAGGCUGGAGAAUGUGGGAGCUUUCAAGAAGGUUUCUAUUGUGCCAACCCAAGCAGUGUGUGGACUCCCAGACCGAAGCACUUUUUGUCAUAGCUCUGCUGCUGCUGCAAGUCUUCAGUUCUGUACCCAGCGGUUUUGCAUUCAGGACUGCCCAUAUAGGUCUUCAACCCCUACCUACACUGGCCUUUUCUCAGCAGGCCUCAGGAGCUGCAUCACAGCAGACAAGAGUGAUCUGUAUCCUAACUCCCAUAGCAAUGCUACAAGUUUCAUUUUUGGAAAUCACAAGAAUUGCUUUUUUUCUCCUCCUUCUCCAAGGCUGGCGGCAUCAUUUACUUUAGCUGUGUGGUUGAAACCUGAGCGAGAAGGUGUAAUGUGUGUUAUAGAAAAGACGGUGGAUGGGCAGAUUGUGUUGAAACUUACAAUAUCAGAGAAAGAGACCAUGUUUUAUUAUCGCACAGUAAAUGGUUUGCAGCCUGCAAUAAAAGUAAUGACGCUGGGGAGAAUUCUUGUGAAGAAAUGGAUUCAUCUUAGUGUGCAGGUUCAUCAGACAAAAAUCAGCUUCUUUAUCAAUGGUUUGGAGGAGGAUAAUACAGCUUUUGAUGCAAGAACUCUACGUGGUUCAAUUACAGAUUUUGCCUCUAGUACUAUGCAAAUAGGACAGAGUUUGAAUGGUUUAGAGCAGUUUGUUGGAAGAAUGCAAGAUUUUCGAUUAUACCAAGAGGCACUUACAAACAGAGAAAUUCUGGAAGUUUUUUCUGGAGGUCUGCUCAGAUUGCAUAUCCAGUCCCACUGCCGCUGCCCAGGCAGCCACCCCCGCGUCCAUCCUUUGGUACAGCGAUACUGCCUUCCUAAUGACGCAGAAGACACAACCAGGAAUAGAGUGUUACGGCUGAAUCCUGAAGCCCAUCCUCUCUCUUUUGUCAAUGAUAACGAUAUUGGUACUGCAUGGGUUUCAAAUGUGUUUACAAACGUUACCCAGCUUAAUCGAGGAGUGACAAUUUCAGUAGAUUUGGAAAAUGGGCAGUAUCAGGUGUUUUAUAUUAUCAUUCAGUUCUUUAGUGCACAACCAACCAUAAUAAGAAUUCAGAGGAAGAAGGAAGACAGUUUGGAUUGGGAGGACUGGCAAUAUUUUGCUAGAAAUUGCAGUGCUUUGGGAAUGAAAAAUAACGGAGAUUUGGAAAAUCCUGAUUCUGUCAACUGUCUUCAGCUUUCCAAUUUCACUCCAUAUUCCCAUGGUAAUGUCACGUUUAGCAUCCUGACACCUGGAUCAAAUUACCGUCCUGGAUACAAUGACUUUUAUAAUACCCCGUCUCUUCAAGAUUUUGUCAAAGCCACACAAAUAAGGUUUCAUUUCCAUGGGCAGUACUAUACAACCGAGACUGCAGUCAACCUCAGACACAGAUACUAUGCGGUGGAUGAAAUCACCAUCAGUGGGAGAUGUCAGUGCCAUGGUCAUGCCGAUAACUGCGAUACGACAAGCCAGCCAUAUAGAUGUCUCUGCUCUCAGGAAAGCUUCACUGAAGGACUUCAUUGUGAUCGCUGCUUGCCUCUUUAUAAUGACAAGCCUUUCCGCCAAGGUGAUCAAGUUCACGCAUUCAAUUGUAAACCUUGUCACUGCAACAGUCAUUCCAGAAGCUGCCACUACAACAUCUCCCUGGACCCAUUUCCUUUUGAGCACCAGCGCGGGGGAGGAGGAGUUUGUGAUGACUGUGAACAUAACACUACAGGAAGGAACUGUGAGCUGUGCAAGGAAUACUUUUUCCAACAAGUUGGUACAGAUCCUUCCGCCAUGGAUGUUUGCAAACCCUGUGAUUGUGAUAAAGUUGGCACUAGAAACAGUAGCCUCUUGUGUGAUCAGAUUGGAGGCCAGUGUGAUUGUAAGAGACAUGUGUCUGGCAGACAGUGCAAUCAGUGCCAGGAUGGAUUCUACAGUCUACAAGAGGUGGAUCCUGAUGGCUGCAGUCCCUGUAACUGCAAUGCCUCUGGGACAGUGGAUGGAGAUAUUACCUGUCACCAAAAUUCAGGCCAGUGCAAGUGCAAAGCAAAUGUUAUUGGGCUUAGAUGUGAUCAUUGCAAUUUUGGAUUUAAAUUUCUCCGAAGUUUUAAUGAAGAUGGAUGUGAGCCCUGCCAGUGUAACCUCCAUGGGUCUGUGAACAAGUUCUGCAAUCCUCUUUCUGGGCAGUGUGAAUGCAAAAAAGAAGCCAAAGGACUUCAGUGUGACACCUGCAGAGAAGCCUUUUAUGGGCUGGACGUCACUGGUUGUAAGGCCUGUGACUGUGACACAGCUGGGUCCCUCUCUGGGACGGUCUGUAAUGCUGAGACAGGGCAGUGCAUCUGUAAGCCCAACGUUGGAGGGAGACGGUGCAGUGAAUGCUUGGAGGGCUACUUCUACUUACAGCAAAAUGAUUCUUUCCUCUGUCUGCCUUGUAACUGUGAUAAGACUGGGACAGUAAAUGGCUCUUUGCUAUGUGACAAAUCAACAGGACAAUGUCCUUGCAAAUUAGGGGUAGCAGGUCUUCACUGUAAUCAGUGUGAACCUCACAGGUACAAUUUGACCACUGGCAAUUUUCAAGGCUGCCAGAUGUGUGAGUGUGACUCCUUAGGGACAUUUCCUGGGACCAUUUGUGACCCAAUCAGUGGCCAGUGCCUAUGUUUGCCCAAUCGUCAAGGAAGAAGGUGUAAUCAGUGUCAACCAGGUUUUUAUAUUUCUCCUGGCAGUGCCACUGGCUGCCUGCCAUGUUCAUGCCAUGCAACUGGUGCAGUUAAUCACGUCUGUAAUAGCCUAACAGGUCAGUGCACUUGCCAAGAUGCUUCCACUGCUGGGCAAGGUUGUGACCGGUGUAAAGAUCAUUACUUUGGAUUUGAUCCUCAGACUGGAAGAUGUCAGCCCUGUAAUUGUCAUCUCUCAGGAGCCUUGAAUGAAACCUGUCACUUGGUCACAGGCCAGUGUUUCUGUAAACAAUUUGUCACUGGCUCAAAGUGUGAUGCUUGUGUUCCCAGUGCAAGCCAUUUGGAUGUCAGCAAUUUAUUGGGUUGCAGCAAAACUCCAUCCCAGCAACCUCCACCCAGAGGACAAGUUCAAAGUUCUUCUGCUAUCAAUCUUUCUUGGAGUCCACCUGAUUCACCAAAUGCCCACCGGCUUACUUACAGUUUAUUCAGGGACAGUUUUGAAAUCUACGCAACUGAAGAUCAAUUCCCAUACAAUAUUCAAUAUUUCUUAGACACUGCCCUGUCACCAUAUACCUCAUAUUCCUAUUACAUCCAGACCACCAAUGUGCAUGGUUCAACAAGGAGUGCAGCUGUCAUCUAUAGGACAAAACCUGGGGUCCCAGAGGGAAACUUGAACUUAAAUUAUGUCCUUCCUAUUAGGUCAGACUCUGUGACACUUACCUGGACUGCCCUCUCAAAUCAUUCUGGUCCUAUAGAGAAAUAUAUUUUGUCCUGUGCUCCUUUGGUUGACAUUCAGCCAUGUGUUCCCUAUGAAGGUCAUGAUACCUCAGCUACCGUCUGGAACCUGGUUCCCUUCACCAAGUACAAUUUUUCUGUACAGGCAUGUACUAGUGGGGGCUGUUUACACAGCUUGCCCAUGACAGUGACCACAGCCCAGGCCCCUCCCCAAAGGAUGAGUCCACCUGAGGUGCAGAAAAUCAGUUCCACAGAACUUCAUGUAGAGUGGUCUCCACCAAUGCAACCAAAUGGAAUAAUUAUAAGAUAUGAACUAUACAUGAAAAGAUUGGCAUCUACUGAAGAAACCACAUCUGAAGAAAGUCGAGUGUUCCAGAGCAGUGGCUGGCUCAGUCCUCACCCAUUUGCAGGAUCAGCCAAUGAAAAUGCAUUAAAGCCUCCCCAAACAAGUACAACUAUCACUGGCUUGGAGCCAUACACCAAAUACGAGUUUAGGGUCUUAGCUGUGAAUAUGGCUGGCAGCGUGUCUUCUGCCUCGAUCUCAGGGAGAACGGGAGAAGCAGCGCCUGUGUUCAUGGUCCCACCUUCAGUCUUUCCCCUCUCGUCCUACGCUCUCAUUGUCUCCUGGGAGAAGCCAGCAGACCAUGUUACAAGAGGAAAAGUUGUGGAGUAUAACAUCAACAUGAUUUCUGAGCAAUUACCUCAAUCUGUUCCAGUGGUGUUUUCACAGCUGUUAUACACUGCUAAAUCCCAAGAACUGGCCUAUGUUGUAAGAGGUCUGAAACCUUAUAGGAUAUACAAGUUUACUAUUUCUCUCUGCAAUUCAAUUGGUUGUGUAACCAGUGCUUCAGGAGCAGGACAAACUUUAGCAGCAGCACCAGCCCAACUGAGGCCUCCUCUGGUUAAAGGAAUCAACAGCACAGCAAUCAGUAUUAGGUGGUUUCCACCUGAAGAACUAAAUGGACCCUCACCUAUAUAUCAGCUGGAAAGGAGAGAGUCAUCUCUACCAGCUCCGAUGGCCAGGGUGAUGAAAGGAAUUCGUUUCACAGGAAAUGGGUAUUAUAAAUUUCCCAGCUCCACUCACCCAGUCAAUACAGACUUUACCGGCAUUAAGGCCAGCUUUCGAACAAGGGUGCCUGAAGGUUUGCUUGUCUUUGCAGCAUCGCCUGGCAAUCAGGAAGAGUAUUUUGCACUUCAGUUGAGGAAUGGACGUCCUUAUUUUCUUUUUGAUCCUCAGGGGUCAUCAUUGGAAGUUACCACAACUAAUGAUCAUGGUAAACAAUAUAAUGAUGGUAAAUGGCAUGAAAUAAUUGCUAUUAGGCAUCAGGCUUUCGGUCAAAUCACUCUUGACGGACAGUACACAGGUUCCUCAGCCACCCUGAAUGGAAGCACUAUUAUUGGAGAUAACACGGGGGUGUUUGUGGGAGGGCUGCCUCAAGGUUAUACCAUCCUCAGGAAGGAUCCUGGGAUAAUCCAAAAGGGUUUUGUGGGCUGUCUCAAGGAUGUUUAUUUUAUGAAGAAUUAUAAUCCAUCUGCUAUUUGGGAAUCUCUGGAUUGGAAGAGUUCUGAAGAGCAAAUGAAUGUAUAUAACAGCUGGGAGGGAUGCCCCACCUUAUUAAAUGAGGGAGCCCAGUUCCUAGGAGCAGGGUUCCUGGAACUUUAUCCACAUAUGUUUCAUGGUGGAAUGGACUUUGAGAUUUCCUUGAAGUUCAGAACGGACCAAUUAAAUGGAUUGCUUCUUUUUGUUUACAACAAAGAUGGACCUGAUUUUCUUGCUAUUGAGCUGAAGAGUGGAAUAUUGAGCUUCCAGUUAAAUACCAGUAUAGCCUUUAUGCAAGUGGAUCUAUGGCUGGGACUGUCCUAUUGUGAUGGGAAGUGGAAUAAAGUAAUUAUUAAAAAGGAAGGUUGCAGCAUAUCAGCAAGCAUGAAUGAACUGACAGAGCAUGCAUCAGAGUCCAGAGCCCAGCCACUAGUGGUGAAUUCACCUGUCUAUGUGGGAGGAAUCCCACAGGAGCUUCAGAACUCUUAUAAACACUUGACUUUGGAACAAGGUUUCGGUGGCUGCAUGAAGGAUGUUAAAUUUACACGGGGUGCUGUCGUUAACUUGGCAUCUGUGUCCAGCAGUGCUGUCAGAGUCAAUCUGGAUGGAUGCCUAUCAAGUGACAGCGCUGUUAACUGCAGGGGAAAUGACUCCAUCCUGGUUUACCAGGGAAAAGAGCAAAGUAUUUAUGAGAGUGGUCUCCAGCCUUUUACAGAAUAUCUGUAUCGAGUGAUAGCCUCACAUGAAGGAGGUUCAGUAUGUAGUGAUUGGAGUCGGGGACGUACAACAGGAGCAGCUCCACAAAGUGUGCCCACUCCCUCAAGGGUCCGCAGCAUAAACGGAUAUAGCAUUGAGGUGACCUGGGACGAACCUGUUGUGGUUAGAGGUGUAAUCGAGAAGUACAUCCUGAAAGCCUACAGUGAGGACAACGCCCGUCCACCCCGCAUGCCCUUUGCCAGUGCGGAGGUUGUCAAUAGCAGCACCCUCGCAGGCAUAUUGACAGGCUUGCUACCCUUCCAGAACUACACAGUAACCCUAACUGCUUGCACUUUGGCUGGCUGUACUGAGAGCUCGCAUGCAUUGAACAUCUCUACUCCACAAGAAGCCCCUCAAGAGGUUCAGCCACCAGUAGCCGAAUCCCUUCCCAAUUCUUUGUUACUCUCCUGGAAUCCACCCAAAAAAGCAAAUGGUGUUAUAACUGAGUACUCCUUAUACAUGGAUGGGAGGCUGAUCUAUUUAGGCAGUGGAGAGAACUACACAGUCACAGAUUUAGCUGUGUUUACGCCCCACCAGUUCCUACUCAGUGCAUGCACAUGUGUGGGAUGUACAAACAGUUCCUGGGUCAUACUAUACACAGCACAGCUGCCGCCAGAACAUGUGGAUUCCCCUAUCCUGACCGUCCUGGAUUCUAGAACGAUAUAUGUACAGUGGAAACAACCAAAGAAAGUAAAUGGAAUUCUGGAGCGCUAUAUAUUAUAUAUUUCAAAUCCUAUGCAUGAUUUUACAGUUUGGAAUGUCAUCUAUAACAGUACAGAACUUUUCCAGGAUCACAUGCUACAAAACCUUCUCCCUGGUAAAAAAUACCUCAUCAAGCUAGGAGCUUGUACAGGUGGCGGGUGCACAGUGAGUGAGGCCAGCCAGGCCCUGACUGAGGAGAACAUUCCCGAAGGUGUGCCAACCCCCAAAGUCCACUCAUACUCACCUGACUCCUUUCACGUGUCCUGGACAAAGCCUGAGUAUCCGAAUGGUGUUAUCACAAGUUAUGGAUUAUACCUAGAUGGUAUAUUAAUUCACAAUUCCUCAGAACUCAGCUGUCAGGCUUAUGGAUUUGCUCCUUGGAGCUUACAUUCCUUCAGAGUCCAAGCAUGCACAGCCAAAGGGUGUGCUCUGGGCCCACUGGUGGAAAAUCGAACGCUAGAAGCGCCUCCUGAAGGAAGAGUAAACGUGUUUGUCAGAACAGAGGGUUCCCGGGAAGCCCACGUGAGGUGGGAGGCACCUUUUCACCCCAAUGGACGUUUAACGUACUCAGUCCUUUUCACUGGGAUUUUCUAUGUAGAUCAAGCAGGUAAUAACUACACUCUUCAGAACAGCACAAAAAUUAUGCAUAGUGGUGAAGAAGCCAACCUUUGGGUGCUCAUCAAUGGAUUAGUUCCUUUUACUAACUAUACUGUACAAGUGAAUGUUUCAAAUAGCCAAGGCAGCUUGAUAAGUGAUCCUAUAAUGAUCACAAUGCCACCAGGGGCUCCAGAUGGCGUGCUGCCUCCCAGGCUUUCAUCUGCCACUCCAACCAGUCUUCAGGUUGUCUGGUCUACACCAGCUCGUGACAACGCUCCCGGCUCUCCCAGAUACCAGCUCCAGAUGAGGCCUGGCUACUCCACCCAGGGAUUUCGAGAGUUAUUUUCCAAUCCUUCUGCAUCGUUAAGCUAUGAAGUGAGAGAUCUCCAACCGUACACAGAGUAUAUGUUUCGGUUGGUUGCCUCCAAUGGAUUUGGCAGUGCACAUAGUUCUUGGAUUCCAUUCAUGACCGCAGAGGACAAACCCGGCCCUCUAGACCCUCCGAUCCUUCUGGAGGUAAAGUCAAGAACGAUGUUGGUCACCUGGCAGCAACCUUUGAAGAGCAAUGGGAUUAUUACCCAUUAUAACAUUUACCAACAUGGCCAUCUCUACUCGAGGACUUCCGGAAAUACCACUAAUUGCACAGUGAUCCAUUUACACCCAUAUACUGCCUACAAGUUUCAGGUAGAAGCCUGUACUUCAAAAGGGUGUUCCCUCUCUCCAGAGUCCCAGACUGUGUGGACAUUCCCAGGAGCACCAGAAGGUAUCCCAAAUCCAGAGCUAUUCUCUGAUACUCCAACAUCUGUGAUUAUAUCUUGGCAACCCCCCACUCACCCCAAUGGCUUGGUGGAGAACUUCACAAUUGAGAGAAGAGUCAAAGGGAAGAAAGAAGUUACUACCCUGGUGACUCUUCCAAAAGGUCAUUCCAUGAAGUUUAUUGACAAGACUCCUGCUCUCAGCCCAUGGACAGAAUAUGAAUACCGGGUACUAAUGAGCACUCUUAAUGGAGGUACAAACAGCAGUGCUUGGGUUCAAGUUACCACGAGACCCUCACGACCCGCCGGGGUGCAGCCGCCUGUGGUGACUGUGCUGGGACCAGAUGCAGCCAAGGUCACUUGGAAACCCCCACUCCUCCCAAAUGGAGACAUCCUUAGCUAUGAGAUUCGCAUGCCUGACCCUCACGUCACAAUAACCAACGUUAAUUUCUCGAUGUUAAGUCAAAUAAUUACUCAUCUGAUUCCUUUCACUAAUUAUUCUGUCACCAUCGUUGCUUGUUCAGGGGGUAACGGGUACCUAGGAGGGUGCACAGAGAGUUUACCUACCCAUGUCACCACCCAGCCCACCCGUCCUCAGGAUGUUGGCCCAUUGUCUGUGAUUCCACUGAGUGAAUCGUAUGUUGGUAUUUCUUGGCAGCCACCAUCUAAACCCAAUGGACCUAAUUUAAGAUAUGAGCUUCUGAGACGUAAAAUCCAGCAACCACUUGCAUCAAAUCCCCCAGAAGAUUUAAAUCUGUGGCACAAUAUUUAUUCAGGAACUGAGUGGUUUUAUGAAGAUAAGGGUCUUAGCAGGUUUACAACCUACGAGUAUAAGCUCUUCGUACACAACAGUGUGGGUUUUACGCCCAGCCAGGCAGCGACAGUGACCACACUGGCUGGUCUUCCAGAGAGAGGAGCCAGUCUCACCACGAGUGUCCUUAACCACACCGCCAUCGACGUGAGAUGGGAUAAACCAGCUUUUCAAGACCUACAAGGUGAUGUUGAAUAUUACACACUUUUUUGGAGUUCUGCUACCUCAAAUGAAUCUGUAAAAAUCCUCCCAGAUGUAAACUCCCAUGUCAUUGGCCACUUAAAUCCAAACACAGAGUAUCGGAUUUUUAUCUCUGUCUUCAAUGGAGUCCACAGCAUCAACAGUGCAGUACUGCACGCAACCACUUUCGAUGGGGAGCCUCAGGGCAUGCUCCCUCCAGAGGUUGUCAUCAUCAACAGUACAGCUGUACGUGUCAUCUGGACAUCUCCUUCAAACCCAAAUGGUGUUGUCACUGAGUAUUCUAUCUGUGUAAAUAAUAAGUUCUACAAGACUGGAAUGAAUGUGCCCGGGUCAUUUAUUCUGAGAGACCUGUCUCCCUUCACUAUCUAUGACAUUCAGGUUGAAGUCUGCACAAAAUACUCAUGUAUAAAAAGCAAUGGAACCCAAAUCACCACUGUGGAAGAUACUCCAAGUGAUAUACCGGCACCCACAAUUCAUAACAUCACCUCAAGAUCCCUUCAAAUUGAUUGGGUGUCUCCAGGGAAACCAAAUGGUAUCAUUCUUGGAUAUGACCUCUUACGGAAAAUGUGGUAUUCAUGCCCUAAAACCCAGAAGUUGAUGGGGAAGAGCAGUGAUGAGCUCUGCAAGGCAGUGAGGUGUCAAAAACCUAAAAAUAUCUGUGGACACAUUUGCUAUUCUCCUGAAGCUAAGGUUUGUUGUAAUGGAGUUCUCUAUGACCCCCAGCCUGGACACAGCUGUUGUGAAGAAAAUUAUAUCCCAUUUGUUCUGAACUCAACCGGGGUUUGUUGCGGUGGCCGAAUAAAAGAGGUGCAAGCCAAUCAUCGGUGCUGCUCUGGGUAUUACGUUAGAAUUCUACCAGGUGAAGUAUGCUGUCCAGAUGACCAGCACAAUCGGGUUUCUGUUGGCAUCGGCGACUCCUGCUGUGGCAGAAUGCCGUACUCCACCUCAGGAAACCAGAUUUGCUGUGCUGGGAGGCUUCAUGAUGGCCAUGGCCAGCACUGCUGCAGUGGACAGAUUGUGAGCAAAGAUUUAGAAUGCUGUGGUGGAGAAGAAGAGGGUGUGGUGUACAGUCGCCUUCCAGGGAUGUUCUGUUGUGGGCAGGAUUAUGUGAAUAUGUCAGAUACCAUAUGCUGCUCAGCUUCCAGUGGAGAGUCUAAAGCACAUGUUAAAAAGAAUGACCCAGUGCCAGUAAAAUGCUGUGAGACUGAACUUAUUCCAAAGAGCCAGAAAUGCUGUAAUGGAGUUGGAUAUAAUCCUUUGAAAUAUGUUUGCUCUGACAAGAUUUCAACUGGAAUGACGAUGAAGGAAACCAAAGGGUGCAGGACUCUGUGCCCAGCAUCAAUGGAAGCCACGGCACAUUGUGGCAGGUGUGACUUCAACUUUACCAGCCAUGUUUGUACUGUGAUAAGAGGGUCUCCCAAUCCCACAGAGAAGGCAUCAGUCGAACAGAUAUGUUCAUCUGCUGAAGAAACCGUCCACACAGGAAGUGUGAACACACACUCCUUCACAGAUGUCAACCUGGAGCCCUACAUGACGUAUGAGUACAGAGUUUCUGUGUGGAACAGCUAUGGGAGAGGAUUCAGCAGAGCUGUUAGAGCCAGCACAAAAGAAGAUGUGCCUCAAGGAGUGAGUCCCCCUCGGUGGACCAAAAUGGACAAUCUUGACGAUGCAUUUGUCUUAAACUGGAGGAAACCUAUACAACCGAAUGGUGCCAUUAUUUACUACAUUCUUCUCCGAAAUGGAAUCGAACGCUUUCGGGGAGCAUCGCUGAGCUUCUCUGAUACAAAGGGAAUUCAGCCGUUUCAGGAAUAUUUAUAUCAGCUAAAGGCUUGCACGGUUGCUGGCUGUGCCACCAGUAGCAAGAUAGUUGCAGCCACUACCCAAGGAGUUCCGGAGAGCAUCCUGCCACCAAGCAUCACAGCCCCAAGUGCAGAGGCUCUGCAUCUGAGCUGGAGUGUCCCUGAAAAACCAAAUGGUGUCAUUAAAGAGUACCAGCUCAGGCAGGUUGGGAAAGGUCUCAUCUACACUGACACCACUGACAGGAGGCAGCAUACGGUUACAGGUCUCCAGCCAUACACCAACUACAGCUUCACACUUACGGCUUGUACAUCUGCUGGAUGCACUUCGAGUGAGCCUUUUCUAGGUCAGACCCUGCAGGCAGCCCCUCAAGGAGUUUGGGUGACACCUCGACAUGUUAUCAUCAAUUCUACAACAGUGGAAUUAUAUUGGAGUCCGCCAGAAAAGCCCAAUGGCCUCAUUUCUCAAUAUCAAUUGCGUCGUAAUGGAACGUUGCUUUUCCUGGGUGGCAGUGAAGAGCGGAAUUUCACUGAUAGAAAUCUGGAGCCCAACAGCAGAUAUGUUUACAAGUUAGAAGCCAAAACCGGAGGAGGCAGCACUGCUAGUGACGAAUACAUCAUCCAAACACCAAUAUCCACACCUGAAGAAAUCCAUCCUCCAUAUAAUAUCACAGUAAUUGGGCCUUAUUCCAUAUUUGUAGCUUGGACACCACCAGGGAUCCUCAUUCCCAACAUUCCUGUGGAGUACAGUGUUUUACUCAGUGAUGAAAGUGUAGCCUUUCUGACCUUCUCUGUUGGUCAUCAUCAAUCCACCCUUCUGAAAAAUUUGGCUCCAUUCACACAGUACGAAAUAAGAAUACAAGCAUGUCAAAAUGGAGGUUGCGGAGUUAGCAGUAGGAUGUUUGUCAACACAUCUGAAGCAGCCCCAGUGGGUCUUAAUGCCCCUAUUCUUAAGGCGUUGGGGUCAGCUUGCAUAGAGGUUACGUGGAGCCCACCUAAAAAGCCAAAUGGAGUCAUAAUCAACUACUUUAUUCACAGACGUUCUGCUGGCAGUGAAGAGGAGUCUCUUCUGUUCAUCUGGUCGGAAGGAGCCCUUGAAUUUACUGAUGAUGAGGAUGCUCUGAGGCCUUUCACACUCUACGAAUACCGGGUCAGAGCCAGUAACUCCAGGGGUUCCAUGGAGAGUCUGUGGUCAUCAGCACGGACUCUGGAAGCACCACCUCAAGAUGUGCCAGCUCCUUGGGCUCAGGCCACCAGUGCCCACUCAGUUCUGCUGAACUGGACAAAGCCAGACUCUCCCAAUGGCAUUAUCUUCCAGUACCGGGUGGUCUACCAAGAGAGACCCGAUGAUCCAACAUUUAACAGCUCUACCGUGCAUGCUUUCACAGUGAUGGAAACAAGCCAUCAAGCCCACCUGUUUGGCUUAGAGCCAUUCACAACAUAUCACAUUGGCAUUGUGGCCGCAAACCAUGCAGGAGAAGUUUCAAGCCCCUGGACUCUGAUUCAGACCUUAGAAUCUUCCCCAAGUGGACUGAGCAACUUUACAGUAGAACAGAAAGAGAACGGCCGAGCAUUGCUACUGCAGUGGUCAGCGCCUGCGAGAACCAACGGUGUGAUUAAGACCUACAACAUCUUCAGUGACGGCGUCCUGGAGUACACCGGUUUGAGUCGUCGGUUUCUCUUCCGCCGCCUGGACCCUUUCACUCUCUACACGCUGACCCUGGAGGCCUGCACCAGGGCAGGGUGUACACACACAGCACCCCAGGCUCUGUGGACAGACGAAGCCCCUCCGGGUUCCCAGCUGGCUCCUACAAUCCAGUCUGUGCAGUCCACCAGCGUUGAGCUGAGCUGGUCUGAGCCUGUUAACCCAAAUGGAAAACUAAUUCGCUAUGAAGUGAUUCGCAGAUGCUUCGAGGGAAAAGCUUGGGGGAAUCAGACAAUCCAGGCUGAUGAGAAAAUUGUUUUCACAGAGUAUAAUACUGAAAGGAAUACAUUUAUGUAUAAUGACACAGGUUUGCCGCCGUGGAUGCAGUGUGAAUAUAAAAUCUGCACUUGGAAUUCAGCAGGGUGUACCUGUAGCUCUUGGAAUGUGGCAAGGACUUUGCAAGCACCUCCAGAAGGUCUCUCUCCACCUGAGAUAGCCUAUGUGUCUAGGGAUCCCCCCAAAUUGCUGAUUUCCUGGGUCCCACCAGAACAGUCCAAUGGCAUUAUCCAAUCCUAUAGGCUUCAAAGAAAUGGAAUACUCUAUCCUUUCAGCUUUGAUGCUGUGACUUUCAAUUAUACCGAUGAAGAGCUGCUUCCUUUUUCUGCCUACAGUUAUGCAGUCCUGGCCUGCACGAGUGGAGGCUGCUCCCCCAGCAGACCCACCAACAUCACAACUCCUGAGGCUGCUCCCACACAAGUCAGCCCUCCAGCUCUUUGGGCCAUCAGUGCCAGUCAAAUAAAUGUAUCUUGGUCACCACCAUCAAUUCCAAAUGGAAAGAUCACAAACUACUUGCUUAGAUACGAUGGUAAGGAGUACUUUGCUGGUCGGAGCCUGUCCUUACUGGUUUCCCACUUGCAGCCUUACACUCAGUAUAAUUUCUCCCUUGUCGCCUGCACAAAUGGAGGUUGCACAGCUAGUAUGUCACAGUCUGCCUGGACAUUGGAGGCCCCACCAGAGAACAUGGACCCCCCAACACUGCAAGUCACAGGCUCAGAAUCAAUAGAAAUCACCUGGAAACCUCCAAGAAACCCAAACGGCCAGAUCAGAAGUUAUGAACUUAGGAGGGAUGGAACCAUUGUAUACAUAGGCCUGGAAACCCGCUACCAUGAUUUCACCCUCACACCAGGUGUGGAGUACGGCUACACGGUGACUGCCAACAACAGCCAAGGGGGGGUUUUGAGUCCACUCGUCAAAGAUCGAACCAGCCCCUCAGUGCCCUCAGGGAUGGAACCUCCAAAAUUGCAGGCUGGGGGCCCUCACGAGGUGUUAGUGAACUGGGAGCCUCCUGUGGGGACAAAUGGCGAUAUCGUCAACUAUACCCUCUUCAUCCGUGAGCUAUUUGAAAGAGAAACGAAAGUCAUACCCAUAAACCCAACUCAUGAUUCUUUUGGCACACAGUCAUUCGUAGUAAACGAGCUGAAGCCGUUUCACAGGUAUGAAGUACGAAUUCAAGCCUGCACUGCCCUGGGAUGCGCGUCAAGUGACUGGGCAGCCACACAGACCCCUGAGGUUGCACCUUUGAUGCAACCGCCUCCACAUCUAGAGGUACGGAUGGCUCCGGGAGGAUUCCAGUCCAAUGUUUCCCUUCUGUGGACAGGACCACUUCAGCCCAAUGGAAAAGUUUUAUACUAUGAAUUGUACAGAAGACAAAUAGCAACUCAGCCUGACAAAUCCAAUCCAGUGCUAACCUAUAAUGGAAGCUCAAGCUCUUUUAUGGAUUCUGAACUAUUGCCUUUCACAGAGUAUGAGUAUCAGGUCUGGGCAGUGAAUUCAGCAGGAAAAGCCCCCAGCAGCUGGACACGGUGUAGAACUGGGCCUGCUCCCCCAGAAGGCCUCAGAGCCCCCAAGUUCCAUGCAGUCUCUUCUACCCAAGCAGUGGUCAACAUCAGCGUCCCUGCGAAGCCCAACGGGGUCGUCAGUCUCUACAGGUUGUUUUCCCGCAGCACCAGCGGGACCGAGGCUGUGCUGUCAGAAGGCAUGGCCACCCAGCAGACGCUCCAUGGCCUGCACCCCUUCACUACGUACUCUAUUGGGGUAGAGGCCUGCACCUGCUUCAACUGUUGCAGCAAAGGGCCUACGGCUGAGCUGAGAACUCAUUCUGCUUCACCCUCAGGGCUGUCCUCUCCCCAAAUCCAGACCCUGGCCUCGAGGACAGCCUCCUUCCAGUGGAGUCCCCCGCUGUUCCCUAACGGUGUCAUUCAAAGCUAUGAGCUCCAAGUCUACACAGCUUGCCCACCCAAGUCAGCCCUGCCCUGUACUCCCAGCCAAACAGGGACAAAGUACAGGGGGCUGGGGCAGAGCGCCACCCUCGGGGGUCUCCAGCCUUAUACCACCUACAAGCUGAGAGUGCUGGCUCACAAUGAGGCGGGCAGUGCGGCUUCCGAAUGGAUUAGCUUCAUCACCCAGAAGGAGCUGCCUCUGUACCGAGCUCCGUUUUCAGUGGACAGCAACUUGUCAGUGGUGUGCGUGAACUGGAGUGGCACUUUCCUUCUGAACGGCCCGCUGAAGGAGUACGUGGUGACCGAUGGAGGGCAGCGCGUGUACAGCGGCCUCGACACCACCCUCUACAUUCCACGGACGGCGGACAAAACCUUCUUUUUCCAGGUCACUUGCACUACAGAUGAAGGAAGUGUUAAGACGCCAUUGAUCCAAUAUGAUACCUCUGCUGGAUUUGGCCUCGUGCUAACAACUCCUGGAGGAAAGAGAGGGUCGGGGAGCAACAGCACGGAGUUCUACAGAGAGCUGUGGUUCAUAGUGUUAAUGGCGAUGCUGGGCCUGAUCUUGUUGGCCAUUUUUCUGUCCCUGAUACUGCAAAGAAAAAUCCACAAAGAACCAUAUAUUAGAGAGAGACCACCCUUGGUACCUCUUCAGAAGAGGAUGUCUCCACUGAGCGUCUACCCACCAGGGGACACCCACACGGGAUUAGCCGAUACCAAAAUUCCCCGGUCUGGGACACCUGUGAGUAUUCGGAGCGGCUGCAGCACAUCAGUACUGCGGAUCCCAAGUCAGAGCCGGCUUAGCCACACCUACUCCCAGGGCUCCCUCGGCCGUAGUGUCAGCCAGCUCGUGGACAUUCAAGAGAAGAAGGUCCUGACUGACGAUUCACUGUGGGAAACCAUCCUGGGCCACGACAGCGGACUGUAUGUGGAUGAAGAGGACCUGAUGAAUGCCAUCAAAGGUUUCAGCUCAGUGACCAAGGAACACACCACAUUCACCGACACCCACCUGUAA